GAGCCUUACAAGACGGACGUCAUUUGAGUCCAUUAUUAGGUAGUGACAGCAGCGUCUCCCCUAGUGUUCGUCCAUCGUGUGCUACUUAAUGAUAUUGUUUUUUUUUCAGGACAUUAUUAUGGCAUACAUUUUGGCUUUUACGGUGAUGGUAUGGUGGGCGUGUGUGCAGGGUGAUGAAUUGCCCGCAUGUGUGGCAGUGACACCAGCGCCAUAUUUCCAGAACCAGAUGUACGAGGGCCACUGGUACGAGGUUGGCAAAAUCCAGACGCCUGGAGGGGCGUCAUUCCAAGAGGGGUGUUGGUGCGAUGUGACCGACUUCACCUCCCCUGACCCCGGACUGGCUGACGGUGAGGUCACCUACACCUGUAGGAAGGAUGGACCCCAGGGCAAGGUCAAGAGUGCAUCAGCUGACCUGAUCUACAAAGGCACACCAGGUCAGUUCAAACAGCAGUUCCGGUUCCCCUUCGCCCCUCAACUCGACUACUCCAUCAUGUACAUAGACGAGAACACGACGAUGGAGUACGACUGUCACACGAACGUGCUGGGGAUCACCAACUACUGCAUCCACUUCAUGUCACGCCACCCCACCAUGUCUGAGAACACACUCACCAGCCUUAUUGACUAUGCAGAGAGUUUGGGCCUUAACAACCAAAACAUAACGUACAAGGGCACGAAACAGGAGGGCUGCUGGUAGUGCUACUGUUCCUGAUACUUGUGUGCUGCCUCCGGCUCCCUUAGUCUGAGCAUUACUAUGACUUCUCUCGAUACUAACACCUAACACUUAUGAACAACGAGACUUCUGCAAUGUAUUGUGUUUUAGGCCUUAAAGGAGAUGAUAAAA
Molecule: messenger RNA, 841 nt
Organism: Homarus americanus (American lobster)
Lineage: Eukaryota; Metazoa; Arthropoda; Malacostraca; Decapoda; Nephropidae
Exons: 6
Coding region: 89-694 (201 amino acids)
Source: RefSeq, a predicted model, not a curated record